Funneliformis geosporum is the source of this 590-nucleotide messenger RNA. The record is from the annotation of a GenBank genome assembly. NCBI's taxonomy places the organism in Eukaryota, Fungi, Glomeromycota, Glomeromycetes, Glomerales, Glomeraceae.
UUGCGAUGGAAACUAUUCCACCAGAGAUUUUUUUAGAAAUUUGUAGACAUUUAUAUGUUAAAGAUCUUUAUACGUUAACCCUGGUAUGCAGACCAUAUCGUAAAAUUUUAUGGUCAAAAACCAUUUCAAUUCAAAAAAUUUGGACAAGUUCCAGAGUUCUUUCAUUUGAUACUUAUUUACCUUAUCCUACAUUACCCCCACCAAAUUCGAUGAGUGAACAAGAAUAUAUUUGGUUUACCAUGUUGGCUGAUAAAUGUAGUAUUUGUAAAACCAAGAUUGAAAAACAAGAGUUAUUCGUUUGUAGAUAUUGGGAAUUUGGUAGGAUUUGUUGUAAGGAAUGCAUUGAAAAGAAAACCAUCAGAAAAAUCAAAAAUUCUUUGCCAAAAGAUUUGUUAGGAUGUGUGCCAUAUCACGAAAGGCAUGUAUUUAAUUUAGGCGAUGAAAAACUUUAUUGGGCCGAUGAUUUGCAUUCAUUUGAAUCAAAAUAUCAUGCUUUUGAAGAUGAACAACAAAGAGAUAAUUGGGUUAAAGUAAAACGAGAAGAAGGUUAUCUAGACUCCAUUACCAAUGUUUCGUAUAUUGUUAUAUAA